AUGCCCUCUGCGCAUUCGGGACUCCGGAAUUCAAAAGAGGACCCGGUUUGUCGGAGCCGGAAGGUCACUUACUUGCAUACCUACACUGGAAAGCGGCCAUAG
Penicillium digitatum Pd1 is the source of this 102-nucleotide messenger RNA. The record is from RefSeq and is a predicted model, not a curated record. NCBI's taxonomy places the organism in Eukaryota, Fungi, Ascomycota, Eurotiomycetes, Eurotiales, Aspergillaceae.